CUGAGCUUAAGAGCAACAAACCAACCAUGAGUCAUUUACAGCUUGAUUUGCAAAAUCUGGUGAGACCAAAUAUACUGAAGUUGAUUCCUUACAGAUGUGCAAGGGAUGAUUACGAUAACGGCAUUCUCCUGGAUGCCAAUGAAUGUUCAUAUGGAUCAUGCAUUCCAAUGGAAGGUGACAUGAAUCGUUACCCCUCCCCCUACAACUUUGAUUUGAAGGAGAAAAUAGCAAAGUACAGGGGGGUGAGGAAAGAGCAGAUAUAUCUUGGAGUGGGUAGUGAUGAAGCAAUUGAUAUGGUGGUAAGGGUAUUCUGUACCCCUGGUGAGGGAAGUCUAUUGAUCACCCCACCUACAUAUGGAAUGUAUAAGGUUGUGGCUGACAUAAACAAUGUGCAAGUCAUUUCAGUUCCUCUGACAGAAGAGUUCCAUUUGCCAGUUGAUGAGGUUGUAGAUGCAGUAACUCCACAAACCCAUGUGAUUUUUUUAUGUUCCCCAAACAACCCAACAGGCAACACUCUGGCAACUGACAGAAUUAUUGCACUUCUUGAGAGAUUUGAAGGAAUAGUGGUGAUUGAUGAAGCAUAUGUUGAUUUCAGCACUUGUGGUAGUCUGUGUUAUCUUCUCGACAAAUAUCCUCGCUUAGUAAUUCUGCAGACUUUUUCCAAGGCAUUUGGUUUGGCAGGAAUAAGGUUUGGGAUGGCCAUUGCUCAUGAAGACAUCAUCGCAAUAUUCAACAAAGUGAAAUUUCCUUAUAACAUCAGCAAACUCACUGCUUCUGUAGCUCACAAAGCACUAGAUAACGUACACCUUAUGGAGGCUAAUGUGAAGAGCAUUGCUGAACAGAAAGAAAGGAUUAUUGAAGAGCUGGAAAAAAUUCCAACAGUGAGAAAGAUUUUUCCAUCAGAUAGCAACUUCGUUUUUCUGAGGAUAGACCACGCCUAUGAAAUCUACAAGAAAAUGGCCUCAGAGAAAGGUGUUGUGAUUCGCUAUCAAGGAUCUAAAGUCCACUGCAAAGAUUGUGUCAGAAUUACCGUUGGGACCUCAGAGGAAAAUGACGAAUUGCUUAAAACCUUGAAGAAAACCAUAGCAGAGCUGGAUGAGGCUCCAAAUGGUUCGGUCUGAAUCAUCAUAAAAUUUGUGUGCAUUUUCUCUUUCAUUUUAGUUCAUUCUAGUGCCAGUUCUACUCAGAAAAGAUAAGUUGAGUUUAAAAAAAACCACAACGACAAUGGUAACGGGAACGUCACUAAACAAAAGGUUUCAUGAGCAGGACAAAGGCUGUACACGUGUGUUGUAAAGCUUUGUAAAUUUCUUUGCGUUCUCUGCAAAACAAAAUCGUGAAAUGACUAAACUUUGCGUUUUCUGGAGAACGUGAACGGCGACGCCUAAUUUUUUAGAUUCCCAUGUCUAAUUUAACGCUGUGUUCCAUGUUCAGUUUCGAGAUAGUUUUGACCGCGAGAAACAAACUUAAUGACUUUCGAGUAUCGCGAGAUUCGUAUGUCAAAUAUAAGUUCAUUUUUUUAACCGACGUUGUCCACGGCGUCGCCGUCGCCGUCGUUGUUUCUUAAACUCCAUAUUGUCGGCUCUAUUUAGUCGUCAAAACAAUAUUUGGGAAGGGGAGAGGAAUGGUACUGCCUUUCUAGUCUAACUGGGAGAGGUAAACAGCAAAGCGAAUGCUUUACAAAGACAACCUCAAAACACAGCGGUCAAACGUCUGCAUAUGUGCAAGCGUUGUAAUGACUACUCGGCGUGCUUUCAGGCUGUCAGAACCAAGUUGUCUCACUCGAGUUACAUAUUUAAAAAUUAUAAGAACUACCACGUCAUGGUGUUUAAAAAACGUAUAACUUUUUCGGUAAAACUCAAAACAAAAUAGUUAAUCAGCAGGAUACCCGUACUUGAGAAAGCUUAAGUCCGUACAGUCUCAAGUACUGCUUUUCCCUUCUUUUGUUUCUUUUGAAAAAUUUCUGUGAACCUUUCAAUUUUCUUUUGUCUCUUUUGCGAGACGGUAAGUGUUUCUUAUGUCUUCCUUUGAUGUUUAGCGCGGGAAAUUAGCGUGUGGCCGGGCCGAUUUGAUCCCACUGCGCAUGCCGGACGUUUCACCGCUGUGUUCAUCCUCAAGUAUAUAGUCUAAAUUUCGGAAAGUAAGCCCAUGGCCUUCUGACUUUUAAGGGCUCACAUUAUAGGAGCAAAAUUUAUCAAUGGAAUUAAAUAUUUGUCCUAGAGAAAGAAAUUCUUGAAAGGAAAGAACUUUAUAAUUCUGGAUGUCACGGCUGUUCAGGGGGUGCGUGGGGGGUGUAAGUAAAAGGGGUGAUAUUGACUAAAAAGCUCCCCCUCCCCCGUGUUUUUUCUAUGAAGUUUGUGUAGGUCGUAUAGAGUCGUGAAAAAUGAUUGAAAAUGGUACUUUUUUAGAAUAGCAAAUAAAAGAAGAAAGAACGUU
Pocillopora damicornis (cauliflower coral) is the source of this 2433-nucleotide messenger RNA. RefSeq lists its product as uncharacterized. The record is from RefSeq and is a predicted model, not a curated record. NCBI's taxonomy places the organism in Eukaryota, Metazoa, Cnidaria, Anthozoa, Scleractinia, Pocilloporidae. Gene Ontology annotation, molecular function: pyridoxal phosphate binding; L-histidinol-phosphate:2-oxoglutarate transaminase activity. Gene Ontology annotation, biological process: L-histidine biosynthetic process.